Topomyia yanbarensis is the source of this 2697-nucleotide messenger RNA. RefSeq names its product ATP-dependent RNA helicase vasa-like. Gene Ontology annotation, biological process: gamete generation; cell differentiation. NCBI's taxonomy places the organism in Eukaryota, Metazoa, Arthropoda, Insecta, Diptera, Culicidae. Gene Ontology annotation, cellular component: nucleus; P granule. Gene Ontology annotation, molecular function: RNA helicase activity; ATP binding; RNA binding. The transcript has 5 exons. The record is from RefSeq and is a predicted model, not a curated record. Bases 446 to 2263 code for a protein of 605 amino acids.
GUGAUCAGUUCAUGUCCUGUUCUGUUCCUGUUGCCUGCCUUUCUUUGAAGCCGGUGUUGUGUGAAUGAUUGGCUUUAUGAAUUUUGUGCAAGGUUCGCAUUAUUUUGUCGAAUCUGUCUAGCUUUUUCUUUCGAGUAUCUUUCAUACUUUUGAAACUAGUGAACAAAAAUAACCUACAGUGACUGGUAAAGAGUGGAGUAUCAUUGUUUUGAUAUCAGCCGCGCUCUCAUGCGGAUGGUUGGGCGCGUGCUCUGGAGUUUGAUGUCACUCAACCGCAAAUAAUUAAUACGGCAUAGCAAUCUUAAAAGUCUUCGGCUCUGCUUCAAAUUCCAAUAAUAUCACCGACUUUCUUUUCAUCUGGUGAUUAUUUUAGUGAUACAUUUCUCCCUAUCCAGCAACAGCGAUCGUAUUACAUUGGGCUUCUUUCCAGUAAACCAUUGCCACGAUGAGUGAGUGGGAAGAUAACGACAAUGGGAAAUCUUUUGGUCAGACAAAUUAUGGUGAUGGCAAUGAUAGACGCCAAGAUAAUGGAUAUAGCGAAGAUCGGCGAGGUGGUCGAGGGCGUGGUGGACGUGGUAGUCGAGGAGGCCGUGGUGGCGCGGUUGGUCGUGAUUACGAGAAUGGAUACAAGAGUUCUAGAGAUCGCGAUGAUGAAAAUGGCUUUGAAAACGGUGGCGAUAGAUCAGGUUUCCACAGUGGUCGUGGAGGACGAGGGAAUCGUGGUGGAAGCCGUGGUGGUUAUGGAGGUGAGGAAAAUGGAGGGUUCAACCGUGGCGGUGGAUAUCGUCCCCGCGAUAAAGAGAACGGUAACACCUAUGUUAAGAAUGACGAUAAAGUAAAAACUGACAAACCACGGGAGUUAUAUAUACCGCCGGCUCCUACAAACGACGAGAAGGAAAUCUUUGGUUCAGGAAUCAGCUCCGGAAUCAACUUUGACAAAUUUGACGAAAUAAAGGUUAACAUAACGGGAGAAAACCCCCCCAAGCCGAUAACUUCAUUCGACAAUUCUGGAUUGCGAGAUUAUCUUUUGAGUAAUGUGCGCAAAUCAAACUACAUCAAACCGACUCCGAUUCAGAAGUACGCAAUUCCAAUAAUCAUGAAUGCACGAGAUCUGAUGGCUUGUGCUCAAACGGGAUCUGGAAAGACGGCUGCAUUCUUGCUACCAAUAGUUAAUUCUCUGCUUAAUGAUAACGCGGACAUGCAAGCUUGUAGUCCGCAGGUGGUCAUUAUCGUGCCAACGCGCGAAUUGGCUUUACAAAUCUUUCAAGAAGCAAGGAAAUUUGCACUGGGCACCAUUCUGAAGAUAUGCAUAGCAUACGGAGGCACCGCAACACGUCAUCAACUGGAUAAUAUCAAUAGUGGCUGCCACAUACUGGUCGCAACGCCCGGUCGCUUGAUGGAUUUUGUAGAUAAGCAGGCAAUCAGUUUCGAGCGGAUAAAGUUUGUUGUGCUGGAUGAAGCCGAUCGUAUGCUGGACAUGGGUUUUAUGCCAUCGGUAGAGAAAAUGAUGCACCACGAAACGAUGCCUUCCAAAGAAUCGCGCCAGACACUUAUGUUUUCUGCUACUUUUCCGGGUGAGAUUCAGGAGCUUGCCGGGCAAUUCUUGAACAAUUAUAUUUUCGUAGCAGUCGGAAUUGUGGGCGGUGCCAGUGCGGAUGUUGAGCAAACGGUUUAUAAUGUGACCAAGUUUCAAAAACGUAAAAAAUUGCACGAGAUUCUAGAGAUGGCUGAUCCUAAGGGCACACUGGUGUUCGUUGAAACAAAACGAACUGCAGAUUAUUUGGCUUCACUUCUAUCAGAAACAACAUUCCCGACCACGUCCAUACAUGGAGAUAGGCUGCAACGAGAACGAGAGGAUGCACUACGUGAUUUCAAAUCUGGAGCGAUGUACAUUUUGAUUGCUACAUCGGUGGCCGCACGCGGGUUGGACAUCAAGAACGUAUUGCAUGUUAUAAACUACGAUUUACCGAAGAGUAUCGACGAUUACGUUCAUCGUAUUGGUCGAACGGGACGCGUUGGUAAUAAGGGAAGAGCAACUAGUUUUUAUGAUCCCGAAAACGACUCCCCUAUUGCACCAGGCUUAGUGAAGAUUCUCACCCAGGCCGGACAAGAAGUGCCUGAUUUCCUACAGGGAAUUUCAGGCAAUGGUUCGUUCGGAGGAGCUAGCCAGUUCGGCGGACGAGAUAUUCGUGCUAGAAAUACAGAAGGCUCUCGCGUAGAUGCCAUACCAAAUCAAUUAGAACCAGAGGAAAGUUGGGGAUAAACUGACCAUCGAUAGCACCGGAUAGACAUGGCUUUGAAAUGAUUUUUUGAUAUAUUUUCAAAGGGAACAACCGCGGAAAACUGGAUCAGAACGAGUAGUAGGACGUGGUGUAUACGGCAAGGAAACAACUGGUUCAUCUACGGUACAAUUUGACAAUGAGCUUUAUUUGUGAAUUCGCGUCGUGCAUAGCGAUUAUGUUGCUUUUUUCCCUUUCGACAGACUGGCUCUCUUCAGAGCGUCAUAUACUUCUAAACAACAAUAACAUUCUUUAACCCAAAUGAGCCCUUUCACGUAGAUAAUAAGAUUUUAUAUCAUUCUUUCAAAGAAUGGAAUGUCUACUUUUGUUAUCAAAAAGUGAUAAACAGAUGUAAUAAUUGUUGCAAACAAUUUAAAUGAUAUAUUUCAAUAAAUCUUCAGUAUCUUUGUUUUUGCUA